This is a messenger RNA of Pogona vitticeps (central bearded dragon), 2450 nucleotides long. It is a transcript of the gene PSAT1, whose product is annotated as phosphoserine aminotransferase 1. Gene Ontology annotation, molecular function: pyridoxal phosphate binding; O-phospho-L-serine:2-oxoglutarate transaminase activity. NCBI's taxonomy places the organism in Eukaryota, Metazoa, Chordata, Lepidosauria, Squamata, Agamidae. Gene Ontology annotation, biological process: L-serine biosynthetic process. The record is from RefSeq and is a predicted model, not a curated record. Gene Ontology annotation, cellular component: cytoplasm.
AGCGUCGCUGUGUGCCCGGGAGCUCUUGGCGUUCUCAAUUAUCCGGGAGAAGGAGCGCUGCGCUGAGAAGGAGAGCAGAGCUCGGGCUGAGCGGGCCGGAGGACGCGCACCCGCAAGGACCCUCGGAACCAUGGACGCCAAGAAGCACGUGGCUAACUUCGGCGCCGGACCCGCUAAGCUACCGCGGGCGGUUUUGUUAGAAGCCCAGAAAGAGCUGGUGGAUUAUAAAGGCCUUGGCAUUAGCGUUCUUGAAAUGAGCCACAGAACAUCUGAUUUUGCAAAAAUCAUUAAAACAGCAGAAAACUGCUUGCGGGAACUCCUCAAUAUACCAGAAAACUACAAAGUGAUUUUUCUCCAAGGAGGUGGAUCGGGACAGUUUAGCGGUGUUCCCCUGAACCUUAUUGGGCUAAAAGAGGCAAGGUGUGCUGAUUAUGUGGUUACAGGAGCCUGGUCAGCAAAAGCAGCCAAGGAAGCAGAGAAAUAUGCCAAAGUAAACCUUGUUCAUCCUAAACUGUCUAGUUACACAAAAAUUCCUGACCCUAGCACUUGGAACCUUAACCCCGAUGCCUCUUAUGUCUAUUACUGUGCAAAUGAAACCGUCCAUGGUGUAGAGUUUGAUUUUGCACCUGACGUUGGAAAGGCAGUCUUAGUUUGUGAUAUGUCCUCAAACUUCCUCUCUAGGCCUGUGGAUGUUUCCAAGUUUGGUGUAAUUUUUGCUGGUGCCCAGAAGAAUAUCGGCUGUGCUGGAGUCACGGUGGUAAUAGUGCGAGAAGACUUGCUCGGCUUUGCCCUCAAAGAGUGCCCCAUAGUGUUGGACUACAAAGUGCAAGUGGAGAACAACUCCUUAUACAACACUCCUCCUUGCUUCAGUAUCUAUAUCACGGGUUUGGUCUUGGAGUGGAUAAAGAACAAUGGUGGGAUUGCAGCUAUGGAUAAACUGAGCCAAACUAAAUCACAAAUGAUUUAUGACAUUAUUGAUGGAUCCAAUGGAUUCUAUGUAUGCCCUGUGGAAAGAAAGAACCGAAGCAGAAUGAACAUUCCUUUCCGGAUCGGCAGUAUUAAGGGCGAUGAGGCCCUAGAAAAGAAAUUCCUUGAUAAAGCUGUAGAAAACAACAUGAUAUCUCUGAAAGGCCACAGGUCUGUGGGAGGAAUUCGUGCUUCUUUGUAUAAUGCUGUGACUGUGGAAGAUGUUGAGAAAUUAGCAACAUUCAUGAGAAGUUUUAUGGAUACUUACCGAUCGUGAACAUCAAACCCUGCCAAAAUGAAAGUCUAAAGAAUUGGGAGAUUGUAAAAGCAUUUCUUACCAAGCACUCACUCUCACAAAGAAUUUUUUGAAAUAAUAAAAAUCACUGUAUUUCUCAUGGACCAACCAGUAUACAAAGUAGCUCUUAACAUUGGUAGAUAAUGGCUUGCUCCAGGAGGACAUUUGGGACAUGCAUAGAGAUGGUUUUUAUUGGGGUGUGUGUGUUAGGCUGGGAAUAUUCGCUAGCUCAUCAAAGUAUCUGUAACAAACUCAGCAACUAGUAACAUGCCGUAGGUAUUAGACUGUAAGUGUUUGCGUGCCAAUCCUGUGAACUAAAUUGUUCUUCAUGCAAGUGAUCCCACAAACAAUCCAGUUUUGUAUAAAAAAACUUAGGUGUCUUUUGUGUCUUGGUUUUCCUGCUGUUUGCCACUCUUUUUUUUGUUUAUUUAAUUUAAAUUCUUAGCUUAGAUCACCAUUUGCUUGGUCUGGUAAGCAGAGUUAAAUUAAUAUCUUUGUUUACACACAAGAGGCUGCAUUUGCCAGCAUUGCCAUAUGUCUGAUAAUUCCAAGUAUGCCUCACUAAUGGUGCUUAAGGAAACUACUGCCAAUCAUACUUUGCUGAGCUCAGGCCUUAUUCUUGCAAACAUUAUGAAAGAGGAAGCCACCUCAGUUUUGCAGACUUGCCUUGGUGUUAUUUUUCUUCUUCAGAUUUUACGUUAUACAUUUAACUGCUCUAAAAUGCAGGCUUUUUUUCUUGGCAAAUACUAAACCUAGACUUAAAAUAUUGACACACAACAAAUCCUUUCUCAUCUGUGUUCUUUCUUCUGAGGUCAAUAUCACAUUCAUGUUUUUCCAAGGCUGUUUUUGUUAUUAUCUGCCAUCAUGUCACAUCUGAUUUUAGGUGGCCCUGAUAGGAUUUUCAAGGAAUAUGAGGUAUUUGAGGAGUGGUUUUACUAGUGCCAGUCUCCAGUGAGUUCCUGAGGGUUAACAGGGAUUUGAAUCCUAGUCUUUUGCAUCUAGUCAGUCAAUUUAUCCACUUAUACCACACUGGAUCUCAAGGCGUUUUUUGUGACACAGAAAUUGUAUUGGAAUUAAUCUGGACAGAGUAUUUAUCCCCCUCUUUAUAUGUGCUUGUGUGCUAAUAUUGCCUUUUCCCCAUUUUAUAUAUAUACAACAAUAAAAAAACAAAACUACUCUUUGCUGCAAA